AUGGGAGGGAAUGGUGUCUGCAGGAAGUAUGACAUGGCUGAGCAGCCCAACGCGGAGCCCGGCAAGCAGCUCUCGCUCGCCUCCCGCAACCGAUUUCAAUUACUGUCUCUGGCAGUGGGCGGAGGGAAGGGGAGACGGGAGCUGGGCUUCAACGGGCUGGCGAGGAAGAGCGGGGAGAGCGCUGAGGUGGAGCCGACGGCGCUGCCCACGCCGGCGGAGCGGGAGGCAGAGGCUCGCUUUGUGAGCACGGCGCCCACGCUCAAGAUCCUCAACCACCACCCUCUGCUGGAGGACCUGCUGCACGAAGCCUUCCUGAAGAAGGACUACCUGGCCCAGGCGCCAUUCCUGCCUGCUGCUGCCGGCCCCCUCCUCCCUGCCGGUGCCCUCCAGCCGGCCCCCGGCCCCCCAGAGCCCGAGCCCUCACCCCGCACCCCCGCCCCGGCCCGGCCCGCCUUCCCCACUGACCCGCUGACCACGCCAGCGGGGCGCCCCGGGCCAUGGGGGGAGGCGUGGGGGGCUGUGCCAGGUGCAGACCCCUCGUGGUCCCCCUCUGGGGUGCCGGAGUCAAGCACUGCAUCCCCCAGCCAGGCACCCACCGCGGCCAGCACAGCCCUGGCACCGCAUGCCGGGGCCACUGUGGUGCCUGGGGAUGAGGAGGGCACCACCACCACCUCCACCAUCACCACCACCACCGUCACCACACUGCAGGGGCCAGCUCCCUGCAACCGGACGCUGGCAGGUCCCGAGGGCUGGCUGGUGUCCCCAGAGCCAACUGGUGUCCCCUAUGAUGGCAGCCUGGACUGCACCUACACCAUCUCUGUCUACCCUGGCUAUGGCGUGGAGCUCAAGGUAGAGAACAUCAGCCUGGCAGAAGGGGAGACGCUGACAGUGGAGAGCACGGGAGGCCUGGAGCCCAACGUCCUGGCCAACGAGUCCUUCCUGCUGCGGGGCCAGGUGAUCCGCAGCCCAGCCAACCUCCUCACCCUCCGCUUCCAGAGCCCCCGGCCCCCCAGCCCGGGCUCCUACCACUUUUACUACCAAGCCUACCUGCUGAGCUGCCCCUUCCCGGCACGGCCGGCUUUCGGGGAGGUCUCUGUCAGCAGCCUGCAUCCUGGUGGGGACGCCCAUUUCCGCUGCUCCACGGGAUACCAGCUGCAGGGUGCCCGCCGGCUCGUCUGCCGCAACGCCACCCGCCCCUUCUGGAGCGCCCGCGAGCCCCUCUGCCUCGCGGCGUGUGGCGGGGUGGUCCGGAACGCCACGGUGGGACGCAUCGUCUCGCCCGGCUUUCCCGGGAACUACAGCAACAACCUGACGUGCCACUGGCUGCUGGAAGCGCCGGAUGGCCACCGCCUGCACCUCCACUUCGAGAAGGUGUCACUGGCAGAGGAUGAUGACAGGCUCAUCAUCCGCAACGGCAACAACGUGGAGGCACCGCCAGUGUACGACUCCUAUGAGGUGGAGUACCUGCCCAUCGAGGGGCUGCUCAGCACCGGGCGCCACUUCUUCGUGGAGCUCACCACUGACAGCAGCGGGGCCGCCGCGGGCAUGGCGCUGCGCUACGAGGCCUUUGAGCAGGGGUAUUGCUACGAGCCCUUUGUCAAGUAUGGGAACUUCACGGCCAGUGAUCCCCGGUACCGCGUGGGCACCACGGUGGAGUUCAGCUGCGACCCUGGCUACACGCUGGAGCAGGGCUCCACCAUCAUCGAGUGUGUCGACCCCAGUGACCCGCAGUGGAAUGAGACAGAGCCAGCGUGCCGUGCGGUGUGUAGCGGGGAGCUGACGGACACAGCGGGAGUGGUGCUGUCACCCAACUGGCCAGAGGCGUACGGCAAGGGCCAGGACUGCAUCUGGGGGCUGCACGUGGAGGAGGACAAGCGCAUCAUGCUGGACGUCCGCGUGCUGCGGCUGGGCUCCGGGGACAUGCUGACCUUCUAUGACGGGGAUGACCUGACGGCGCGCAUCCUGGGCCAGUACACGGGCGCCCGUGGCCGCUUCAAGCUCUACGCAUCCACUGCCGAUGUCACCGUCCAGUUCCAGUCUGACCCUGGUGCCGGCGCCUUUGCCUAUCGGCAGGGCUUUGUCAUCCACUUCUCUGAGGUGCCCCGCAAUGACACCUGCCCUGAGCUGCCAGAGAUCGCCAAUGGCUGGAAGACGUCCUCACAGCCAGAGCUUCUCCAUGGCACCGUGGUCACCUUCCAUUGCUACCCCGGCUUCCAGCUGACCGGCACUGACCUCCUGAUGUGUCAUUGGGACCUGACGUGGAGCGGUGACCUGCCCUCCUGCGAGCGGGUGACAACCUGCCGGGACCCUGGGGAUGCUGAGCACAGCCGCAGGGUGGUCUCCAACCCUAAAUUCCCGGUGGGAGCCACCGUGCAAUACGUCUGUGACAAGGGCUAUGUCCUGGCGGGUGCUGGGACUCUCACCUGCCAUGACCGCGCUGCCGGGGGACCCAAGUGGAGUGACCGCCUCCCCAAAUGCAUCCCGGAGACGUACGAGCCCUGCCACAACCCCGGCGUGCCGGCGGGCGGGCGGCAGAGCCCGGAGCGGCGGCUGUACCCGGCAGGAGCCACCCUGCACUUCUCCUGCACCGCCGGCCGGGCGCUGCUGGGCGAGAGCAGCCUGCGCUGCCUGCCCGGGCACCCCUCUCGCUGGAGUGGCUCCCCUCCCAUCUGCAAGGCGGCCUCCUACGAUGAGUUUUACAGCAACCGUAACCUGGACGCUGUGGCCAAGGCCGUGCCCUCGGGGACAACGCUGGAGGGCACCAACGUUGCCAUCGCUGUCUUCCUGCCCGUGCUGGUGGUGGCCCUGCUCAUCGGGGGCAUUUAUCUCUACUUCUCCAAGCUCCAGGGGAAGCCAGCCCUGCAGCUGCCCCUUGCUGGCUCCCACCCCUAUGACCAUAUCACCGUGGAGUCGGCUUUUGACAAUCCCACUUACGAGACAGGAUCUGUUUUCUUUGCAGGACACGAGGGAAUAUGAGGUGUCCAUCUAGGUAUGGGCAGCGUGGAGCUGGGCACUGCAGCCACCCCUCCCGGGCCCCCCCGUGCCCACCGCCCUCCCGGGCCCCCCCGUGCCCGCCGGCCCCCGGCACGGGCUGGGAACACCUCUCCCAAGGAGACUCAAGCCGAGCGCUUGGCAGGACCCACCUGGGCACCGGCCACCCCCCUGCCACCCCCAAUCCACCCGGACCCCCGUGGGGUCUGCCCCAGCCCCACUGUCACCCAGCCCCCCGCACGGGGCUCAUGAGAGCCUGAGGG
Ficedula albicollis (Collared flycatcher) is the source of this 3254-nucleotide messenger RNA. It is a transcript of the gene SEZ6, whose product is annotated as seizure related 6 homolog (mouse). Bases 1 to 2976 code for a protein of 991 amino acids. The record is from RefSeq and is a predicted model, not a curated record. Gene Ontology annotation, biological process: synapse maturation; regulation of dendrite development. The transcript has 17 exons. Gene Ontology annotation, cellular component: neuronal cell body; dendritic spine; endoplasmic reticulum. NCBI's taxonomy places the organism in Eukaryota, Metazoa, Chordata, Aves, Passeriformes, Muscicapidae.